This is a messenger RNA of Punica granatum (pomegranate), 1482 nucleotides long. The record is from RefSeq and is a predicted model, not a curated record. Lineage: Eukaryota; Viridiplantae; Streptophyta; Magnoliopsida; Myrtales; Lythraceae.
GGGGCUAAGGUUUGGGGCAGAGAGAAGCAAUGCUCAGCACAGCGAGCCUUCCGCCAUUUUCGCUCUGCAACCCCACCUCUGCUCGGGCCACCACCGCCUCUCGGUGCACUACAUCCUCUUCCGUUGUUCCAUCACUUCAUGGGGUCCCAAGAUUCCCCCUUUCCGAUUCCCCCAGCACUACGCCGCCGCCCCGCCUCUCGCUCUCUGCUUCGCCGCUGCUCCGGAGCACCCAUUAUCGCAAUGGUAUCUCCGCUGGCGCAGUGAAGAGCCGCCGGAAGGACCGGAGCAACGGCGCUCUUGAGAUGGACGGAUUCGAUGACGACGACGGCGAUGAGGAGGAUGAGGACGAGUUGUGUCUGCCUUUCGGGAAGAUGCAGCAGUGGCUGGAGAACAAGCCGCGGGGGUUCGGUGUCGCGAAGGUUUACGACACCUCCAUUGAGGACAAGCUGCUCGAGGAAAUGUUGCAGAGCCGGCAAGCUCAGGCUGCUAACAUCAACAAGCUUAAGAACGCUCCCGUCAAUCCCGCCCCCAAAAGAGACGCGUCCCAGCUCAAAGUGACUGGAGAAAGUCCCAGCAGCAUCCGUGUCCGUGUUGUUAACCUGCCUAAGAAAAAGAACGUCCACAGAGAUCUGAAAUUGGCUUUCGAUGGCACCCCCGGGAUGCUCAACAUCGUUCCAGCGGUCUCCGGGAAUCAAAAAACAAGGGAUCCUGUCUGCAAGGGCUUUGCUUUUGUUGAUUUCAAAUCUGAGAAGGAUGCUGUCAGGUUUGUAGAAACAUUUUCUAGGCGAAGCAUUACAUUUGGGAAGGUUCAGAAGCAAAUUGAAUGUGAGAUUGAAAAUCGUCGUUCAUCCAUUUCUGCUGAUGGGGAAUCAGAAAAUGAAUUAUAUGCUGCUGCUUCUCGGCCAAUGGAUCUCGAUGUGGAAGGAGAACCAGCAGUCUCUUCCGUGGUUGAUGACUCAUUUUCAGAUUCACGGGAGGAUCUUACCUCUGAGCAGGAAGAUGACGCAGAUGGCGAUUUUGUAGAAGCAGAAUUUGAAGAAACUUACGAGGACAUGGAAAGUCUCACCCUGUCAGAACUCAAUUCCAGUAACAGCGUGGACCGCGGGUUCAUAUCUCCAAGUGCUUCAGUUUCUUCGGAGCAGAAGAGUAGGAUGCCAGUUUCCGUGAAGAAACAAGGGAAAAGUCGUGUGAAAAGGCAAAAGCCAAGCGGUAAAGGCAAUGGAGUAAAGGUGAAGGUGAAGGUUCCAAAGCUAGGAGUGCCAGGAUCUGCAAAACGGCUAAAGAUCAAGGAGAAGGCUGUCCUUAUUGGGGUGUUCUCCAAAUAUGGAGCAAAGGCUGAUUUUGCUUUGAAUCAGGAGAGCUAAAACUAAUAGACACAAUGUCGUGAUGAAUUAAAGAGAACUAUCCUCCAUUAGCUUGGAAUCAGAAUCAAGAUGUAUACUCCAAUCUCUUGUAAUCUUACAUGCGAGUUCUCUGUCUGUA